Candida dubliniensis CD36 is the source of this 2235-nucleotide messenger RNA. RefSeq names its product Snf5p (gene SNF5). Bases 1 to 2235 code for a protein of 744 amino acids. Gene Ontology annotation, molecular function: transcription coregulator activity. Gene Ontology annotation, cellular component: SWI/SNF complex; nuclear chromosome; nucleus. The transcript has a single exon. Gene Ontology annotation, biological process: chromatin remodeling; regulation of transcription by RNA polymerase II. The record is from RefSeq and is a predicted model, not a curated record. NCBI's taxonomy places the organism in Eukaryota, Fungi, Ascomycota, Pichiomycetes, Serinales, Debaryomycetaceae.
AUGAGUUUUAAUCAGCAGCCACAGAACUUUUCAUCUUCUUCAGGUAUGAAUACUAAUACGCUGCAACAACAGCAGCAUCAGCAGCGUGGUGGGAACUUACCUGCUUUGACACCACAAAUGUUACAAUCGUUGACACCUCAGCAGUUUCAACUUUUUAGGUCUAAUCCUCAAUUCCAAGAAGUAAUGAACCAGUAUAUGCAAAAGCAACAGCUUUUACAACAACAACAGCAACAGCAGCAGCUGAUGCAGGGAACUACUGGUGGAAUAAUUGGUGGAAUUGCACAGCAACCACCACAAUCAAUGCAAUUAUCAAGAGAGCAAUUCUUGAAACAACAACAGAUGAUGCUCAAUCAACAACAACAACAACAACAACAACAACAACAACAGCAGCAGCAAGGACUGCCUCAUAUUAUGAAUGGAAUUCCAAAUCAACCACAAGCAAAUCCACAAUAUCGACAACAAGUAGUAGCAAACCAAAUACCCCCCAAUAUGGUAAAUGUGCCAGGCUCUCAAACAAUAAUAAAUCAACCAAUUCAUGGUGGGAACAUUCCAAUAAAUAAGGUACCAGCGCGUAGAAUGUCUUCAAUCCCUGGAGUUGCUGGUGGUCAAAAUCCACCUGUGGGUGUUCCUGGUGGAGCAGGACCUCCAAUGGCAGGUGUACCUGGUGCCACUCCUUUAGUACCGGGACAGGGGCCAGUACGUUCCGCGGGAGGUGUAUUGGCUACAGGGGUGCCUAAUUCUGGUAGUGGUCCUUCCACAGGGGUUUUGAAUGGGGCUCAGGGAGAUGCAGGACUCAAUUCAAAUUUACCUCCCGGAGUCACACCUGACAUAUUGAACAAAAUUCCUAUGAAGCCAAUGCAAAACAUUAAAGAAUGGUCAGAAAAAUUGAAACAGGAGGGUAAAGAUGUACCUCUUGAUUUGAAGGUCUAUGAAGAUUUGAUAAGGAAGGAUACGGAAUUUGUGGGUAAAUUGAAUAAACAGUUGCACGACAACAAAACUAUUAUGGAGAAUAUUGGAAAGGACAUCAAGUCUUACAACCAAAUCAAACAAUUGAGAAUGAAUUCUAUUGCAUUGUCCAACAAAGGACAAUAUAACAACAGUAUUUGGGGAGAAGGAUAUCAAGGUUAUGGCAACGGAAUAACAAAUGCCAGCACAAAGCUAUUUAUUCCUAACAGGGAUUUAACUGAUAGAAUCAUCAAUGAAAGAGUAAUGAAAAACAAAAAUAAACCAAAACAUUAUGUUCCUAUUCGAUUAGAAUUUGACCAAGAAAGGGAUCAGUUUAAAUUGAGAGAUACAUUCCUUUGGGAUUUGAAUGAAGAGAUUAUAAAAGUGGAAGAUUUUGCUGCUCAAUUGUUAGAGGAUUAUAAAUUUAUCUCCAAAGUUCAUUAUGAAACAAUUUUAUCAUCUAUCAAAGAACAGAUUGCAGACUAUCUGAAGAAACCUAGCAAAACAAUGGGUGAAUUAAGAAUUCCUAUUAAAAUUGAUAUCACUAUUAACAAUACCCAAUUGACUGACCAAUUUGAAUGGGAUAUAUUGAAUAGCCAGGAAGGCGAUGCUGAAGAAUUUUCAUCUUACAUGUGCGAUGAAUUAUGUCUACCGGGAGAAUUUUGUACUGCAAUAGCUCAUAGCAUAAGAGAGCAGUCGCAAAUGUAUUAUAAAGCGUUGAACAUGGUGGGAUAUGGUUUUGAUGGUUCGCCAGUACACGAAGAUGAGAUUAGAAAUCAUUUGUUGCCACCUUUAAGAUUAGUGUCUUCGGAUUCUGGAAUUGUUGAUGAUUUUUUCUCGAUUUUAAGAAACCCUUCAAGUGUGCCAGACUUUUCCCCUACGUUAGGUAAAUUGACCCAAUUAGAGGUUGAAAGGUUGGACAAAGAAAUGGAAAGAGAGAGUAGAAGGAAAAGAAGACACAACUAUAAUGAAGAUCAACAACAGGGCUCGGGUCGAGGCUUUACUUCACGAAGAAUUGCAGCUCAUGCUGGUAGGGGAAAUACCAUUCCUGACUUAUCAGACAUACCUAAGACAUUUCGAACUCCUGCACCCUCGUCUAUAUUACCUGGUGCAGUUGAUUUGGGUGUACCUGAAGUGUAUGAGUAUAAUGAAGUUUUGAUCAAUAAAACUCAAGUUAGGAAUCCAGAUUAUAGACCACCAACACCUAUUCGUGUUGAAAAUGAACUUGUGGAAUAUAACCAUGAUCCACUUGGAGGUACUUUUAUGGUUACCAUCAAGUUGCCUGUAUAA